Messenger RNA from Rattus rattus (black rat), 1457 nucleotides. RefSeq names its product mal, T cell differentiation protein 2 (gene Mal2). NCBI's taxonomy places the organism in Eukaryota, Metazoa, Chordata, Mammalia, Rodentia, Muridae. Gene Ontology annotation, biological process: myelination. Gene Ontology annotation, molecular function: structural constituent of myelin sheath. The coding region runs from base 109 to 750 and encodes 213 amino acids. The record is from RefSeq and is a predicted model, not a curated record. Gene Ontology annotation, cellular component: membrane. The transcript is spliced from 4 exons.
GGAGCGGCAGCGGCGGCGGCGGCGGCGGCCAAGCCCGGGAGGCGGAGGCGGGACGCGGGAGGCGGUGGCGACGGUGGCGGCGGUGCGCGGAGACGUAGCAGCGGCAGCAUGUCGGCCGGCGGAGCGGCAGUCCCGCCGCCCCCGAACCCUGCCGUGUCCUUCCCGGCGCCCCGGAUCACCCUGCCCAUUGGCCCUGACAUCCUGAGGACCUACUCGGGAGCUUUCGUCUGCCUGGAGAUUGUACUUGGGGGACUUGUCUGGAUUUUGGUUGCUUCUUCCAAUGUUCCUCUACCUCUGCUGCAAGGAUGGGUCAUGUUUGUAUCUGUGACAGCUUUCUUCUUUUCGCUUCUCUUCCUGGGUUUGUUCCUCUCUGGUAUGGUGACUCAGAUUGAUGCCAACUGGAACUUUCUGGAUUUUGCCUACCAUUUCGUAGUCUUUGUCUUCUACUUCGGAGCCUUUUUAUUGGAAGCAGCGGCCACCUCCCUGCAUGAUCUGCAAUGCAACACAACGAUGGUCGUGAAGCCGCUACUGAACGAUAACCAGUACAACAUCAAUGUGGCUGCCACAGUUUUCGCCUUUUAUGACCACGGCUUGUUAUGGUUGCAGUUUGUGUCUGGCUUUGCGAAGAUGGCGACCGUAACACUCCUUGGAAACCGACAGUUGUGUGCUAGUUUCAUUUGUCUGCUUUACAUGUCUGAUCACUUGGGCACCAUUUGUCCCAAUGUAACAUUCCAAACAUCAUUUGCUUAGUACAGAGAGAACCUCAGUGAAAGCUGAGGUUUGUUACGUGGGCGGGAUUUUCAUUUUAUUCUAAUGUUAGAAAAGUAUACUUUUGUUUUUUCAUCUCUUUUCUUUUUCAAUACAUUUCCCUUAUAUAUUCUUAAAAUAUACAGACACUGUUCACAAAACAAUAGUAUUCCUUUUUUUUAUGAUUUUGGUUAAGUCACCCGAACCUUAAUAAUAGUAAAUAACUAAAACAUCUCAAGCAGACGUCUCAUUUAAUUCUAUCUUUAAUGUAAAACAGGAAAUGAUACACUUUUUUUUAACCAAAAGACCAGGCAGCACCUGCAUAGGCUUUAAUAAGCCUUAUUAUAGCUUCUGGGGCAGUUGUUCCAUCCUGUGGUAACAAAAGCAGCUGCAGAUAACAUGUAAAUAAAUGUCUAUCCUAAUAAAGCUUUAUUUACGAAAAGGGAUCGAGACUGGAUGGUCUGCAGACCACAACUUUAUCAACUACUGCCAUAAAAACCUUAGGUGUUUUGCAUUCUACUGAACCAAUCAUGAAAGUUUAUCAACCUCACUAGAAAAGCCACAUAACAUAUUUUGUUUUGUUAUGCAACAAUCACAUUGCCUUUGUUUAAUAGUCAAAUAUUACCCUUGGAAGGGCAUAUAGUUUCUCAAGCUAACCCCGGCAGAGCCUUGGAUGUAUAGCAAAAUAAGGUAGGAAAUAAACUCCAAAC